Thyridium curvatum is the source of this 1524-nucleotide messenger RNA. RefSeq lists its product as uncharacterized. NCBI's taxonomy places the organism in Eukaryota, Fungi, Ascomycota, Sordariomycetes, Thyridiales, Thyridiaceae. The record is from RefSeq and is a predicted model, not a curated record. The transcript has 4 exons. The coding region runs from base 1 to 1524 and encodes 507 amino acids.
AUGGACGGUCCCAUCCGGAGCUGUCCGUUCUGCGGCUUUCGAGCGGUGGAAUAUGCAAUGCUGCUCCAUGUGGAAGAAACUCACUCGGAAGGCUCCUCGCCUUUUGUUGUGAGAGACGCUGCAGUUGCCAAGACUGAGCCAAUUAGUGGAGCUGAGGACGACAAGGUCGACCAGCAUGCCGACGCCGACCAGGAGGAAGGAGAGUACACGGAGUGUCCGGUCGAGGGCUGCGGCGAGAUUCUACUAACCAAGGAGGUCGAGGACCACCUGGAACUCCAUGCCGGAGAAGUACAAGGAGGCGAUUCCGGCCCCGAUUCGACAUCGGACAGCGCCGCAGAAGCCGGCUCUCUGGCUGCCAAAUCCCGUCACCAGAGCGGCGGCGCCGGGGACGACUCGGGCCAUCGCCGAGAGAGGGAAGAGAAGAGGCGACACCGCCACCACCGAGACAAAUCUUCCAAGUCCAGUCGGCAGUCGAGCACCAUCCAGGCAUGGCGCAAGCUCCUGGCCAUGCCGCAGGCCAAGAGCCCUUCGCCCGCGCCAGCUAGCGACGCAAAGGCCUCCGGUGCUGCGGGAGACUCUGCCGCUGGGAGCGCGGCCGAUGCCUCGGCGGCGAACGCUGUCCCCAAGAGGAAGAGGCUCGGUAAGGCCGAGCUGGGCAAGUACGCGCACGAGAAGCGGAUGCCCGACUGGCUCGUCGAGCACCUCAAGAAGGGGUUCGGCAUCCGGCAGGAGGGCGUCCUGCCGGUGCUGGAGCAGCUGCUCGAGCAGAGCCCGUCCAACUCGUACGCCUACCUGUGCCACCCUUGCGUGCAGCACGUGUCGAAGCUCAAGAAGGAGGGCGGCUUCUGCGGGUACCGCAACAUCCAGAUGAUGGUGUCCUACAUCGUCGGCUCGCAGUUCCUCGGCUUCGAGCACUUCCCCGAGGGCAAGCUGCCGACCAUCUUCCGGAUCCAGGACCUCAUCGAGGAGGCGUGGGACAAGGGCAUCAACGCCCAGGGGCGCGUCGAGACGGGCGGCGUGAAAGGAACGCGCAAGUACAUCGGCACGCCCGAGGCCCAGGCUGUCUUUUGCUCACUCGAUGUCCCGUGUGAGGCCCAAGGCUACAGGAACAAGGAGCCCGGUAGGUCAGAAGAGCGGCUUUUACAGGAGAUUGAGCGGUACUUUGAGUCCGGCGUGCUCGAUCCUACGUACAAGGUCCGAGCCACAAUGCUUCCUCCAAUCUAUUUUCAGCACGCAGUGGCAGGCCAUUCGAUGACCAUUGUUGGAUUCGAAAAACUCAAGAACGGGCUCGGUAACCUGCUCGUCUUUGACCCCAUGUUCCACGAUGCCCCCGGAAUCACCAGGCUUGUGGGCAGGUACUUUGAGCACGCUUCUCCCGACGUGAUGCUCAAGCCCUACCGGCGAGGACACAAAUACCUGGGCAAGUAUCACGAGUUCGAGGUCCUGCGCCUCCACCUGCCCGAGAUACCGUCACUGGGGCCGCAGGCCGGAGGAGACGCAGCGGAUGCAUCCAGCAAGGACUAG